UGCCCCAAAGAGUCGCACGAGAACAUUUGUGUCUCGGUACCGGCUGAGGGGGGAGUCAGUCAGAGCCUCUCGCUCUUGCUGGAAAGAUGCGGACGGAGAGAGGAGAGAUUCCACUCCACUUCAACGAGGACGACGUACAUGUCGACACGGGCGAAUAGACAGAUGAAGUGAGUGGGAGCCGCUCGUGCAGGGGCAGCAGUGCGUUUUCCGACGUGAACAUUCUCUUUCCCCUCAUUGCUUGGGUCUGAGUCACUCCGGAGAAGCGGCGAGGAAGAGUAGAGUGGAGUUGUGCUCUCCGGUCGAGUUAGCGGAUGGACUCGAUAUGAGCGGCAUGGUGCAUGGAUUUGUGGCAUUUCGUUGAGAUAUUUCUCUCACCGUGGACGGGUUGCUGAGCAGAUGUGUCCUGUCAUGUCCUGGCCGCUCUGCCUGUGCCUGUGGGUCAGCGUGACGGCCGUUCAGCUGUGUCAAGCCACCUUCUACGACACCAUCCAGCAGCAGCGAGGGACCGGGCCCGGCCGCACCACCGUCCACGCAAUCGAGGGGGGCACGUGUGAAGUAGUUGCUGCACACCGCUGCUGUAAUAAGAAUCGCAUUGAGGAGCGCUCACAAACAGUCAAGUGUUCUUGCUUGCCGGGGAAGGUGGCCGGAACCACCAGGAACAGACCUUCAUGUGUUGAUGCAUCCAUCGUAAUUGGAAAGUGGUGGUGUGAGAUGGAGCCUUGCCUGGAGGGAGAAGAAUGCAAGACGCUCCCUGACAACUCGGGCUGGAUGUGCUAUGCAGGCAACAAGAUCAAAACCACCAAGAACACUCAGCCAUACACAACGUCAGCUACAUACUGAAGCUUGGCCAUAGGCUUGGACUUGAACGCCUCUGGUGCAAAGCUUGAAUUGCAGCACUGCCGAAGGACCAAGUACCAACCAUCCAACAAACUUUCUGAGGCCGUCUCAGACUCAAGUGUAAAAAGUUGUCGAGUAAAUCAUCAUGCACAACCCGCUCAAGGCUCCUGACUAUACAGAUGCUCUGGGCUACCUGCAGGAUGGUCAUUGUGAUCGCCAUAACCUUGUUAUAAAUGUAAUUUCAUCACUUUUUCAAAAUUUGAAGAUGGAACGUCAAGUGAGGGGAUGGUCUGGUAUUUGACGUCAGAUGCCAGUCGACAGCCGUCUGCUACAAAGCCCGGGGAUGUAAAGUCGACACUAAUGGGGUUGACAGCCCUCAGGCUUCUUCUUUUUCCAAAGACAAAUUUGGACAUGAACUGUUUGUCUUGACUCGUGUUUUAUCUCUGUUGGCGCGGAGCCCUGAAUGCAGCCCGAAUGCGAUAAUUAAGCAGACAUUUGGAGACUUACUCCAAAUUGAACUUGUGUGUCUUAAUGCUCUCUACAUUUCAACCUUUGUUUGUGUGCGCGCUGCUCUUUCGCAGCUUAACCAGACCAACUUGGAAACAUGACACCCAUGAAUUUGACUUGCUAAAUAUGCCAUACCAUUUUCAAUCCUUGAAAUGCCUUAAUGGUUUCAAAGCAUUCCAAUGAUGAUGUUGUAUAUGUGAGGCCACAUGUUAAUACGUGAUGAAGUAUCAUUAAAGUCCUUGUUCCUGUAGAACAAA
Messenger RNA from Hippocampus zosterae (dwarf seahorse), 1601 nucleotides. RefSeq names its product chemokine-like protein TAFA-1. The transcript is spliced from 6 exons. Gene Ontology annotation, molecular function: receptor ligand activity. Bases 397 to 840 code for a protein of 147 amino acids. The record is from RefSeq and is a predicted model, not a curated record. Gene Ontology annotation, biological process: neuroblast differentiation; regulation of neuroblast proliferation. Lineage: Eukaryota; Metazoa; Chordata; Actinopteri; Syngnathiformes; Syngnathidae.